Molecule: messenger RNA, 2703 nt
Organism: Homarus americanus (American lobster)
Lineage: Eukaryota; Metazoa; Arthropoda; Malacostraca; Decapoda; Nephropidae
Product: mucin-2-like
Exons: 3
Source: RefSeq, a predicted model, not a curated record
AUGACGUACCGGAGCUGGACAGUGGCCCCUGAGGUUGGUGAUAACACUGAUGGGGACAAUGUCAGCCUUCUGGGCAGAGCACAAUAUAUCUAUCAAAGGAGGACUCCAAACUCCCGCAGACCUUCACUUUGGCAGGGCUACGGCCUUGUUGAAAGUGGAGGGGGGGGCUUGUCCUUCCUGUUAGGGAUCAACAAGCCAGGUUGGUCAGAAGAGGACGACUCGGAAGGCCUGGCCAUAGGCCACGCGUGUCUUUGGUCCAUAAGUUUUCAAUUAUUAAUACAGGACCUUAGGGAUCGUGUACCUCCACCUACCAGGAGACGAACAGAGCCAAGAGCGGGUCAUCAAGGACGGGGUACCUGGUCCUCAGGGAGCUCACUGAUGGUGAGCCCCGCGAAUCGAAUUGUUUGUCCUUCGUGGUACAAAGACGCCAGUCCAAGGCGUCCCCCAGUCCUCCAACUCAGGGCGGCCUUAAAGGCGACCCCAACAGUGGCUGGGGCUGACGAUCCGUACUGGUGUUCAGAACCUUGUGGUAUCUUUAUCUGGAACCUCACAAACGACAAGUUCAGCUUGGCUACAACCACAGACACCAGUACAACCACAGACACCAGCCAGCUACAACCACAGACACCAGUCAGCUGCAACACAGACACCAGUCAGCCACAACCACGAACGUCAGCAACCACAGACACCAGCCAGCUACAACCACAGACACCAGUCAGCUACAACCACAGACACCAGUCGCUGCAACCACAGACACCAGCCAGCUACAACCACAGACACCAGCCAGCUACAACCACGACACCAGCCAGCUACAACCACAGACACCAGCCAGCCCACAACACAGACACCAGCCAGCUACAACCACAGACACCAGCCAGCCUACAACCACAGACACCAGUCAGCUACAACCACAGACACAGCAGCUACAACCACAGACACAAUCACAGCACCACAACCACAGACACCACAGCUACAACCAGACACCAGCCAGCUACAGCACAGACACAGUCCAGCUACAACCAGAACCCAGCCAGCUACAACCACAGACACCAGCCAGCUACAACCACAGACACCAGCCAGCAACAACCACAGACACCAACCAGCUACAACCACAGACACCAGUCAGCUACAACCACAGACACCAGUCAGCCCACAACCACAGACACCAGCCAGCUACAACCACAGACACCAGCCAGCUCACGACACCAGCCACUCCCACCCAACCACAGCAGAACCUGCUACAACCCAGACACCAGCCAGCUACAACCACAGACACCAGCCAGCUACAACCACAGACGCAGCCAGCUACAACCACAGACACCAGCCAGCUACAACCAGACACCAGCCAACUACAACCACAGACCCAGUCGCUCACAACCACAGAACCAACCAGCUACAACCACAGACACCAGCCAGCAACCACAGACACCAGCCAGCUACAACCACAGACACCAUCGCAGCCACAGCCAGCUACAACCACAGACACCAGCCAGCUACAACACAGACACCAGCCAGCUACAACCACAGACACCAGUCAGCACCAACCCUGACACCAGCUGCAACACAGACACCAGCCAGCACAACCCAGACACCAGCCAGCUACAACCACAGACCCAGCCAGCUACAACCACAGACACCGGCAGCCAACCGACCGACUACAACCACGAACACCAGCCAGCUACAACCACGACACCAGCCAGCUACAGACCACAGACACCAGCCAGCACAACCACAGACACCAGUCAGCUACAACCACAGACACCAGUCGGCACAACCACAGACACCAGCCAGCUACAACCACAGACACCAGCCAGCUACAACCAGAACACCAGCCAACUACAACACAGACACAGCCAGCUACAACCACAGACACCAGUCAGCUACAACCAGACACCAGUCAGCUACAACACAGACCAACCAGCUACAACCACAGACACCAGCAGCUACAACCGACACCAGUCAGCACACAACCACAGACACCAGUCAGCACACCACAGACACCAGUCAGCUACAACCACAGACACCAGCCAGCUACAACCACAGACCCAGCCAGCUACAACCACAGACACCAGCCAGCUACAACCACACAGACACGCCAGUCAGCCUGCAACCACAACCCAGUCAGCACACAACCAGAACCAGUCAGCUACAACCAGACACCAGUCAGCACAACCACAGACACCAGCCAGCAACACAGGCACCAGCCAGCUACAGCCACAGACACCAGUCAGCUACAACCAGAACCAGUCGCUACAACCACAGACACCAGUCAGCUACAACCCGGACACCGGCAGCUACAGCCACAGACACCAGCCAGCUACAACCACAGACACCAGCCAGCUACAACCACAGACACCAGUCGCUACAACCACGACACCAGCCAGCUACCACGAGCACCAGCCAGCUACAACCACAGACACCAGCCAGCUACAACCACAGCCAGCCAGCUACACCACAGACACCGCAGCUACAACCACAGACACCAGUCAGCUACAACCACAGACACAGCCAGCUACAACCACAGACACCAGCCAGCUACAACCACAGACACCAGCCAGCUACAACCGCACCAGUCAGCCAACCACGACACCAGCCAGCUACAACCACAGACACAGCCAGCUACAACCACGACCCAGCCAGCUACAACCACAGACCCCAGCCAGCUACAACCACAGACACCAGCCAGCUACAACCACAGCACCA